Onychostoma macrolepis is the source of this 1888-nucleotide messenger RNA. Its product is annotated as transmembrane protein 127. Bases 338 to 952 code for a protein of 204 amino acids. The record is from RefSeq and is a predicted model, not a curated record. Lineage: Eukaryota; Metazoa; Chordata; Actinopteri; Cypriniformes; Cyprinidae. The transcript is spliced from 5 exons.
UAUGUACUUUCCUUCAUAUUGAUUCAGCUUUUCUCAGGACGUUCCGCGUUUUAAUCCGCUGCGAUGAGCUUUUAUUUACUGGAUAUUUUAAUAACACAAGCAGCGUUUUAAAUGUAAACAGACUGAGCUGCUUUAUUCCGUUCCGGGAUGAGAGCCGCAGAUUACCGACGCUUUGUUCAGUGCGCAGAAUUAAUGUCUGAAUUAAUGUGUGUCAAAUCAUAGCUUUUAUAAUGUUACGAGGGAUUCUUCGACUGUAACUGUCAAGGUACUCUGUUUAUGAGGAACCAUAAACACUCAAAGUGUGCAACAGCAUUUGAAGUCUGUGAAUAAGAUCAGCAUGACCCUGGCGUUGACCCCUGCGGCUGUGUGCCAGUGCUUCACGCUCGUGUCGCUGUGCACGUCUAUCGCAGAUCCCAACUGGAUCCAGGUCCAGAACUGCUCUGAUUCCAGCAGCAAACUCAUCUACGGCGUGGCCUUCACGCUGCACGCGUAUCAGAACCUCACAGACACAGGGCCGCUCGGUGGGCUGCACGGAUGGGGGAUGUGGCUGCUGUACUCUCUGGCCGUUCUCUGCUACAGCGCUGUCCUGUUGUCCAGCUCCUCUUUCCUGCUGGACUUCCUCGGAGCAACGGUCACUCACUCAAAGCUGGUGACCUCACUGCACGUCUUGACAGCGUUCGUCUGCGUGGCGGUUGUGGGUGUGUGCGCGGCCUGUAUGAGUGUGAUUGAACACAUCCUGCAUCGAGGGAAGACAGCAAGCCGCCCGGCGCUCUGCAUGUCUGCAGGAGAAAGCUUCUACAUCGAGAUUUUGGGCCUGCUCUUCUCCUUCAUAGCGUGCGCUCUGGCCCUCAAGGGUCAUCCUGAACCCAUCAGGCCCUGCGAGUACCUGAGCGUGGAUGGAGCGGACAGCGAGACGGAGCCUUUGAUUGGUCGAGCUGAGAGGGAGGAGUAAACAGACAGAGGUGCACUUCAUUUCUAAUGGCAGAAGAGCAAGAGCUGCUGUUAGAUCAGGUGAUCUCAGGAGCACGUACAGAACGAAUGAAAUCCAGAAUUUAAGAAUCGGCUCCUUCUGGUUCAUAAGUGUGAAUUUGAAUUGAAUUGAUCACAGUAUACAGGAUCCCAACCAACAGAGAACGUUCUCAGAAUGUUCUGUCGAGGUUCUCUCAACAUUAUGAAAAAACGUUCUUCCAGGAACAAUUAUAGAAUGUUUUUUCGAAGUUAUCUAGUCUUUAAUAAUGUUCUCAAAACAUUAGCACAAAAAUAUUAUAGUCUAACGUUUUUUAAAUGUUACUAAUUGUUUCAAAACAUUCCGAGAACAUUCAAAAGUAACAUUCCCAUAAUGUUUGCGAAAUUAUUAAAUGGAAUGUUCUUUUAAUGUUUGAAUAAUCAAAAAAUAAUAAUUUUUUUACUUUUUAAAUGUUCAGAAAUAAUGUUUUCAUAACUUAACUGGAACAUUAGCCAAAUCUACUUCAAAUAUAUUUUUGUUAGCUGGGAUGUAGAAUUAACAGGAAUUAUUAAUGUAAUUACAUUACAAUUAAAAGUAAUUCAACAAUCACAAAACAGUGAAAACAUGUUUUUUUUUAAACAGUAAUUAUGCCAUUAAUUCAGACUAAGCGUGACUAUUUAUUUGUGGAUAUGUAGAGCUAAUUGUUUAGAAUUGGUUUGAAAUAAUAUUGUGAAAGCACCACUUUGUUUUCAGAUAAUUUUAUAUUGUUUGACUCUAUAUUUAAAUCUCAGGGAUAAACUGGAGCAUUCUGGGAAAAGAAGUUUUAUAGCAUAAUAAUCCAUAAACUCAAAUUUAAUUUGGUGGGACUUUACAGUAAGAUUCAUGUUAGUAAUGAAUAACAUUAAGUGUGACUUACGUGAAAAAAAAAAAAAAAGAAUUAAA